This is a messenger RNA of Panicum hallii, 1899 nucleotides long. RefSeq lists its product as uncharacterized. The record is from RefSeq and is a predicted model, not a curated record. The transcript has 16 exons. Bases 551 to 1735 code for a protein of 394 amino acids. Lineage: Eukaryota; Viridiplantae; Streptophyta; Magnoliopsida; Poales; Poaceae.
CGAAACGGCAGCUUCGCGCUCGUCGCGCGAGCGGAGGCCGCCGCGUGUGUGGGGGCGCGCUGCGACGACUGACGGGCGCAGCGGCGCGGGUGGGACCUGGGCGAGGCGCCACCCGUCGCCCUUCCUCUGAUGCGCUGACCCCGACCGUCGCUGUCGCGCGUCGGCUCUCUCGCCCUCCCGCGGCCGCCUCCGCCCGUGCCCGUGCCCGUCCAACUCCCCGCACCCAACCUUUCCCAAUCCCUCCGGGCUCCGGCACAGCGAAACGUCUCGUUAACCCGCAGCAGCAGCGGCGGUGCCCUCGCUGCCAAGGCGCCCGCCCGUGGCGAGGCUCCACCGCCCAUUGCGCGCUCGGCUCCGAGGCCUCCCGCCCGCCCGCCGCGGCCUCGUCGUCGGCUCCUCCCGUCGCCGCGGGCGUCAUGAAGCGAUCCUGAGGUGCUUGAGUUGCUUCUUGAUACCAUAAGAAGACUGAUCCAUCCGUUUUCAGAUCUACAAAAAAAAACCUAGUGCCUUGCAAGAUAAGAAUGGUAAGGCGGGCGAUAGCUGUCCUAAGAUGAAACUGCGGUUGCAUCUGUUGGUCCUGUGCGUGAUCAUCAUAUUCCUGGUGUACAACAUGGCUAACUUUCAACAUAAGCAUACAUCGUUGGAAGCAAAAUCUCGACCAUUUGAUACUGUGACGGUGUCUGACAGACCUGCUGUUAAGGUGUCCAAAAAACCUGUUGUGAGAAUUGGUUAUUUGCCCCAUGGUAUAGUGGAGUCUAACUCCGACGUGGAGUUGAAGCCAUUGUGGCUGACAACAAGUGUGCAAUCACAGAAGUCUAAACAGAAUGAUCAGUCUUUGAUUGCCAUUGCUGCUGGUAUAAAUCAGAAAAAGAGUGUGGACGCUAUUAUGAAGAAGUUUCUUCCAGAAAAUUUUACAGCUAUAUUGUUCCAUUAUGAUGGGAAUGUCAAUGGGUGGAAUGAUCUGCCAUGGAGCAAAAGUGUGAUACAUAUAGCUGCUUCUAACCAGACAAAAUGGUGGUUUGCAAAGAGGUUCCUCCAUCCUGCUGUCGUCUCCAUGUAUAAGUACAUCUUUCUUUGGGAUGAAGAUCUGGAAGUGGAUAACUUUAACCCAAGAAGAUACUUAAAUAUAGUUAAAUCAGAAGGACUGGAGAUAUCACAACCAGGUCUUGACUCUAAACUUUCCGAAAUUCAUCACCGAAUAACUGUUCGUAAAAAAACAGGAAGUUUUCAUAGGAGAGUUAGUCGGGCUAACAAAGAAUGUUCAAGAGAAGGUCCGCCUUGUUCUGGAUGGGUUGAGGGCAUGGCACCGGUUUUCUCAAAAUCUGCUUGGCAAUGUGUAUGGCAUCUUAUCCAGAAUGAUCUUAUCCAUGGAUGGGGCAUUGAUUACAAGUUUGGGUACUGUGCUCAGGGUGACAGGACAAAGAACAUCGGAGUAGUUGAUAGUGAAUUUAUAGUUCAUCGAGGGGUGCAGACAUUAGGAGGUUCUACAAUAACAAAGGGUGGUACUCGAGGCAAAAACGCCCAGCAACUCCGUCAGAAAGCUGCUCAAGCGCAAAAAACGAGAGGGAGGCCAGCAGGUCUUGACAUGCGAACAAAGUUUUGUUUCAACGUUGCAGAUCCGGAGAAAAUCACGAUCGGAGCUUCGCGAUUUCCAGAAGCGCUGGGACCGGGCCGCAAGAGAAGACAGAACAUGGGUCGAUCCGUUUGCUCGCUCCCGAAGAAAACGCAGGAAUAGAACCCCGCAAUAGGUUGGUAGUCUUCAUAGUUACAUAACAUUCCAAUUGGACCAUCGAUUUAGAGUGUAUAAUUGCAUAAUUAAUUCUGUGGAAAAUCACAAGGACGAUACUGAUGAUCUGACCACACGUGAAAACUUUCAACACGGUGAGUUUCCAGUGGAAA